Molecule: messenger RNA, 1230 nt
Organism: Habropoda laboriosa
Lineage: Eukaryota; Metazoa; Arthropoda; Insecta; Hymenoptera; Apidae
Exons: 7
Coding region: 1-1230 (409 amino acids)
Source: RefSeq, a predicted model, not a curated record
AUGAGUAUAACGGAAGAAGAGCUCCAUUACAACGUCACCGCCGGCAUAGUGCUCUCGGACCACUCUCUGGUGCUUCAGAGUAUAACUCGAGAAUCCGCUGGAAGGUACACCUGCAUGGCCGUCAAUGUCGAGGGUCGCGCUGGUUCUAACGUAGUGGACCUCGAGGUUAUGUUCGCCCCUAUUUGUAAGCACGUCUUGUACUCUGCCGGCUGGAGGUAUCAGAACGCGACGCCGCCACCUUUGAACGUACCCGAAGAGGUUCACGGAGCCCUGAAGCACGAGACCAUCAGCUUUGUUUGCGAAGUCGAGGCCAGCCCAACCUCCGUCACCUUCUAUUGGACCUUCAACAGCAGCGGCGGUGAUCUCAGCGACAUUCCGUCCCCAAAAUACACCAACGAAGGCACUUCCAGUAGACUGAAUUACACCCCAUCGUCCGACAUGGAUUACGGGACGUUAGGCUGUUGGGCCAGCAACAUCGUGGGCCCUUCGAAACAGCCGUGCCUCUAUCAAGUAAUCGCGGCAGGUAGACCGUAUCCGUUGCAAAACUGCACGGCGUACAAUCAGACCGGCUCGUUGAUCAGGAUAUCGUGCGUGGAAGGAUACGACGGCGGUCUGCCGCAGAAAUUCGUCGCUAUCGUGGAUAAACAACGGCUGGAAUCGGAGAAUCCUUACUGGGAGCUGGAGCUUCACAAGCCAACGACCGUCGCCCUUUACGCGGUCAAUAUGAAAGGGUCGAGCGAUCCGGUGAUCAUGGAAGGGGAAGCGUUAAAAGGAGUGGCCAAGUUCACCGGGGAAUCGGCGGCAUCUUCGGUGGAUAUGUCGCCAAUCCUGAUUGGCCUAGGCGGCACCGCCACCGGUUUGGGGUUAAUCGUGACCGGAGUACUAAUGGCGUUGUGGAGAAAACACGCGGCAACACCGGCAAAACUGAAACGGCCACCUCAACAACCUAGCAUCGCGACUUUCGCUGGUAAAGCCGAGGAAGAGGACGGAAAUCCUGAUCUAAUACCCACCAGGGCCAUGAGCAAUCAUUCGACAGAUAGGAAGCCUCUGCAUUACGGAUCCCUGCCACGAAGGCCACGACAGCUGGAAGGGCGAGAAAUGUCCCACGAUGUCAUAGAAGAUUCAGAUUAUCCUCGAGCAUCGCCAAACACGUUUUACAGUCUUCAGAGGCCGCACCGGUAUUCGGAAACGAUGAUCAGAAGCACCGUGAUCCAGGAGAGCUGCAUUUAA